AUGAAAGAGGAGUUCGACAUGACUGACUUGGGAAGAAUGAAGUACUUUCUUAAUGUCGAAGUCAUGCAAGGAGCUAAAGGGAUUUUUAUUAAUCAAAAGAGGUAUGCUGGGGAACUUUUGAAGAGGUUUAAUUUGCACAGUGGCAAUGCAGUAAAAAACCUAAUUGUGCCGGGAUCAAAACUUUCCAAGGAAGGUGAAGGAGCUAAAGUGGAUGCAACGUUGUACAAAUACCUGAUUGGGAGUCUGACGUAUAUCACAGCUACAAAGCCAGAUUUAAUGUAUGUUGUGUGUCUACUUAGCAGGUAUAUGGCAGACCCUACUGAGCAGCAUAUGCAGGCCGCAAAAAGAGUACUGCGUUAUUUGAAGGGUACCAUGUCAUUUGGUUUGUUCUACAAGAAGGGAAUGGUUGAAGAGUUAACUGCCUAUACAGACAGCGAUUACGCAAGCGAUGUGGAUGAUAGAAGGAGCACAAGUGGGUAUGUAUUUCUUUUGAAUGGUGGAGUUGUAUCAUGGGCAUCCAAGAAAUAA
Molecule: messenger RNA, 528 nt
Organism: Ricinus communis (castor bean)
Lineage: Eukaryota; Viridiplantae; Streptophyta; Magnoliopsida; Malpighiales; Euphorbiaceae
Product: secreted RxLR effector protein 161-like
Exons: 1
Coding region: 1-528 (175 amino acids)
Source: RefSeq, a predicted model, not a curated record